UUAAAUCUUGCAUUGAUCCAAUCCAACCAUUUCUAGUUUCAAGAAUCAAGAACAAUGGAGGCUUGUUGUCUUUCUUCAAAUUCCUUCACUAAAUCACUAGAAGUUGGCAUCCCUUCCAUCAAAUCAAGAAUCUUUUUGCAGCCCAAGAGAUCAUCUUCCAACUUUCACAUCAGGAAAGCUACCACAUGUUGUCAAUCUCAGUCAAAUUCACCAUCACGAUCAUCCAGAGACGAGGAAAACAUGUUUCUAGAUGCUGAUUGGCGGUCAUUCAGAGCAAGACUGGUGGCCGGAGAAAAAGCGUUUAGCUCACAAGAAUCUUCUCCAGCCACCGAUCCCAACAACAUGGUGAACCAGACACCAUCUGUUUCAAUAAGUGACAAAUGGGCUCAUGCAAUACAUGAGCCCGAAAAAGGUUGCUUACUAAUAGCAACUGAGAAACUAGAUGGGGUCCACAUAUUUGAAAGGACAGUGGUCCUUAUAUUAUCAAUGGGCCCGGUGGGCCCAACAGGCAUAAUACUCAAUCGGCCUUCACUUAUGUCAAUCAAGGAAACGAGAUCAACCGCACUAGAUGUGUCGGGGACAUUUGCCGACCGACCAUUGUUCUUUGGCGGGCCCCUCGAGGAAGGGUUGUUUUUGGUGAGAGGGGGUGAAGGGGUUAGAAAUAGUGGGGUGUUUGAUGAAGUAAUGAAUGGAUUAUAUUAUGGGACUAAAGAGAGUGUUGGGUGUGGAGUUGAGAUGGUGAAGAGAAAUGUGGUUGGUGUGGAUGAGUUUAGAUUCUUUGAUGGGUAUUGUGGGUGGGAGAAAGAGCAGUUGAGAGAUGAGAUAAGGGCUGGGUAUUGGUCUGUUGCUGCUUGUAGCCCAGAUGUAGUUGGGCUGGCAACUGCUGGAAGUGUUGGGCUUUGGGAAGAGGUUCUUGGGCUUAUGGGCCAGAAUAAAGUUUGGUGAUUUCUAGCCCAAGGCAACUCUUAAACUUUGGGUCUUUGUAAAUUAUUAUGUUGCAAAAUGAAUGUAUUGAUGCAUUAUAUCGUGCUAAUUCCUGACUGAAUGAAAUACUAAACCUCAUUUUACAUGUUUCUAUUAUUUUU
Molecule: messenger RNA, 1085 nt
Organism: Helianthus annuus (common sunflower)
Lineage: Eukaryota; Viridiplantae; Streptophyta; Magnoliopsida; Asterales; Asteraceae
Product: UPF0301 protein CHU_1773
Exons: 2
Coding region: 55-945 (296 amino acids)
Source: RefSeq, a predicted model, not a curated record